This is a messenger RNA of Aspergillus costaricaensis CBS 115574, 1403 nucleotides long. RefSeq lists its product as uncharacterized. The coding region runs from base 1 to 1254 and encodes 417 amino acids. NCBI's taxonomy places the organism in Eukaryota, Fungi, Ascomycota, Eurotiomycetes, Eurotiales, Aspergillaceae. The transcript has a single exon. The record is from RefSeq and is a predicted model, not a curated record.
AUGCCUAUCACCGUGUCGUUGAACAACCAGCAGCAAUGCUACGCUGGAAAUGACCGAAUCAGAGGUCGCAUUGUCUUUCAAUGUUCCACCCCAACGGAGAUUCAGGACAUUCGCGUGACAUUCUCCGGGCGCGCAAAGGCGAAGGUGCAGAAGACCAAGGGAUCCGCAGCCCCUGCCGCUAGCUAUCGAAGCAAGUGUAUGCUUUUCGAAAAAGAGAGGAUCCUAUGGCACCCAAAUGGCGAUACAGUUGCCCCUGAUACCUAUGAAUGGCCAUUUGAGUUUGUCUUUCCAUCACAUGUCCAAUCCGCGUCUUCAAGAUGGCCAGAAACAUUGCCUUUCCGCAGCGACGCAAAUCAUCCCUUGCCACCAACCUUUGCAACGCAAACUCAUGAUUCUUUACGGAAGCUGGAGUGCACCAUCGAAUACCGAAUCGACGCCCAAGUGUUUAGACCACAGCGAGGGAUUUUAGGGAGAAAGUCACCAUUGUUCUCUGAGGUCAUACGAUUGAACUUUCUGCCGCUUGAAGCUAGAUUGGAAUUGAAGAGCACAGAUGACUACCCCACGACAUAUCAGCAACAGAAGGAGCAGCUUUUCAACAUUCGAAGCAUGCUUCUACUCCCAGAAAACAAGGGAAGAAGCUUAAAGGUGCAGGAGAAGAUCCAGUCAUGGCUUUCACCUGGUCAGCUGCCUCGGUUCAGCUUCAAAGCGUCUUUUUCCUAUCCCACACGCCUGGUACAAUCCACACCAAUUCCAUGCUUCUUAGAUAUAACGCCGUUUAUGGAGGACUCCUCUGUUACAUCACCUCCCGAUAUUGUGAUGCAAUCUUUGUCCAUCUCCAUGGUCAGUCAAACUGCCGCUCGGGCCGCUCCGUCCCUAAUGGGAGCAUUAUCGGGCCAAGUUGACGAGCGGAUUGAGAUACUAUCACGGACGUCGCUCGGUAUGCCAAUUAUGGGUAAAGUGGACUUAGCACAGGCCUUUGGACCUCUUAGAAUCAGGCAGACGGAUGUAUCUUUCCGCACAUUCAACAUAAGCAGGACGUAUCGGUUGUGCGCGUCAUUUUCAUUUGAAUGUGCGGGGAAAACAAGUACCUUUGAUAUUCCUGAUCUUCCUGUGGAGCUAUUGGCAAACUCUCGAGAGCCAGAAAAAGCUACUCAAAGCUUCGAAGGGUGCGUUUCGGAGGCAGAAAGCCCGCCGCCGUAUGCAUCUGCUUCAACCCUGUCAACAUCAUCAAUCAUAACGCCUGAGAAAGUCUGAGUAAUGCUACGCUUCUCUUAAUGGCUAUAUGCCCAGCGCACUAUUCGGUAGCUGCUCUGGACCCGUCAGUUAGGAGAUCCAAGGCAUAACUAAUGGCUUGUGAAAGAUAGACCAAGACAGUGAGGACAAGCCCGAUUGUUGCGACUGCU